CAACAACAAAGACUCACUCCUCUUCACCAAACACCCACAUCAUCAAUGGCCAUGGCCAUCCAAGCAAGUAUAAUCUCUGGUAAUGAAACUUCAAUUCUUCUCAAAAACGCCAUCAAUGGCCUUAAAAACCCCACAAAAACCCCAUAUACCUAUCUUAAACGCAUUCCUAUGAGAAUCCAAGCCACCCAAUCUGCACACUACCCUCAACUACAAGUCCAAGAAUCAACAAGCAAGCCACACAACAACAACCAAGUCCCCAAAUUCCAAUUCGAAGAGUACAUGAAAACAAAGGCCACAAACGUGAACAAGGCACUAGACGAGGCAGUCCCAUUACAAGACCCAAUAAAAAUCCACCAGGCAAUGAGGUACUCCCUCCUCGCCGGUGGCAAGCGAGUCCGGCCGAUCCUCUGCCUCGCCUCGUGCGAGCUCGUCGGAGGAGACGAAUCGCUGGCAGUCCCAAUCGCCUGCGCCGUCGAAAUGAUCCACACCAUGUCACUCAUCCACGACGACUUGCCAUGCAUGGACAACGACGAUCUCCGACGGGGCAAGCCCACCAGCCACAAGGUCUUCGGCGAAGAAACCGCAGUUCUAGCCGGUGACGCCCUCCUCUCCCUCGCAUUCGAGCACGUUGCGGCAAAAACCAUCGGUGUCUCACCAGACCGCGUGGUUCGAGCCAUUGCUGAAUUAGGUUCAGCAAUUGGGUCAGAAGGG
This is a messenger RNA of Camellia sinensis, 711 nucleotides long. The record is from RefSeq and is a predicted model, not a curated record. NCBI's taxonomy places the organism in Eukaryota, Viridiplantae, Streptophyta, Magnoliopsida, Ericales, Theaceae.